AUGCGGCUGCUCAACGCAACCACCUUUGAGCUUGCCCUCUUCUCCGAUGACCAGAUCCCCCCGUACGCCAUCCUCUCCCACACGUGGGCGGAGGAAGAAGCGUCUUUUGAGUCCCUCUCUGGAGUCGGAGCCGCCGCCGCCGCCGGCGUCGCGUCGCGCGCCCGCCAGCCGCGGGGAUGGGCCAAGAUCACGCAGAGCUGCGCCGCCGCGCGGGCCCUCGGCCUCGACUACAUCUGGGUCGACACCUGCUGCAUAGACAAGGGCAGCAGCGCGGAGCUCUCCGAGGCCAUCAACUCCAUGUUUCGCUGGUACCGGCAGGCGUCGGUGUGCAUCGCCUACCUGGCCGACGUCUUCGGUGUCGAUGUCGACGGAGUCGCAGACGGCGAGGACACCACCCGGCGGGGAGGGAGCGGCGGCGGCCGGGGCGUCUGCUUCAAGCGCAGCCGCUGGUUCACGCGCGGGUGGACGCUGCAGGAGCUCAUCGCGCCGUGCGAGGUGCUCUUCUACGGCGCCGACUGGGCGAGCCUGGGCACCAGGGCCUCGCUGCGCAAGCUCAUCAAGGAGGCUACCGGCAUCCCCGAGCAGCUCCUCGCGGCCGCCCGGGGAGGAGACGCCGCCGCCGUCGACGCCUUCUCCGUCGCGCAGCGGAUGAGCUGGGCCGCCGCGCGCGUCACGACCCGGCCCGAGGACGUGGCCUACUGCCUGCUGGGCCUCUUCGACAUCAACAUGCCGCUUCUCUACGGCGAGGGGCCUGCCAAGGCCUUCAAGAGGCUUCAGGAGGAGAUCAUCAAGUCGACAGACGACGAGUCGCUGUAUGCGUGGCGCUGCGGGCCCCAGUCGUUGCCCGGACGGUGUUUCUGGGGACUGUUGGCCGAGAGCCCCGCGGCCUUUGGCAACUACGGCCAUCUGCUGCCGGUCCGGUCGCGAUACCUGUCCAGGCGGCGAGCCAGAAAGACCGUCACCGUGACGAACCGAGGGCUGACGCUGGACCUCUCGCUCACGCCGUUUCCCAAUGACCGUUCCGGCACCAUAUACUUGGCCUUUCUCGACUGCGACGUGCGUAGAGAGGGAUCUACGUCGACUCUGGUGCCGGCCAUCCUCCUACAAAGGAUAGCCUGGGACAGCGAUGCCGACUUUACUAGAAUUCGACCUGACAUCCUGGCACUCUCCAUGAUGAAUGUCAUUGUCUUGCCCGACGAGAUUUCUCUCAAAAUGGGUCUCGGCCCUGGCGACCAGAGUGCGGCCGUGGCAGAGCCUAAAGCACAGCAAAUAUCUAUCCCUCACAAAUGUACGGCGGCCCUUCCCCCGAGCGGUAUACUAUUCGACCCUCAAGUGCACCACACGGGCAACAUGCCCGAUCAAGUAACAGUGGAGGUGACAUCUCGGUCUCCGACCUGGCAGUACUUUGCCAGCCCGACGUUGCCCAACUCGAACGAGCUCUAUGAAAUCAACUUCAACCUUGUCUCCGUGCCCGACGUCGACCACCUCGUAGCACCCGUCGUAUUCGGUGUCUUGGAGCUGGACAUCAGCACGGCUUCGGCGGAUGACGACGGGUGCUGUCUUGUCGCAGGGCUCGAGCCGACGGAGCCGAACCCGUUCAACACACAGGCACUGUAUUUUGUGCCUUGGUGCGCGUUUGAAUCGCGGCGAAGCGUUGUCGACUCGAGUUUCAAGCAUGUCAUGGACAAGGCCUCGAGGCAGGGCCGCGAGCAUUUCGUCUUGAGCCACGGACGCCGACUGGUGGCUACAUUUGAGCUUGAUACAAAGUACUCGAGGCUCUUUUAUCGGCUCAAAAUCAGUGUAGCCGACGGAGAAGUCGUGCGUCAACGCCGUGAUCGAGUGACAGCUGGAUAAUGCUAGUCUUGGGAUCCAUCUGAGGUGGUCGCAACGUCCAUGCGCAGUAUGACUGCCAGCUCGCGAGAGACUGCAAGCGGGCGCUCUUCAGGGACGAGCCCGAGCUGGACAAGCUCCUCUGUGCUAAUGUCGGGGCGCUGGUCGAUAGUCUCCUUCAGGCGCCUCGCUGUUUCCGUCACGUCUUGAAUGGAAUCGACCCACUCGGCGGCCCAUGUGGUGCUGAGUGAGCCCGGGACGCCAAUCUGUAUACUGCGGUAGGGAAGGACGUCUAGCUUGGGCGUGCGCUCGGGAUCCCACUGGAUCCUGACCUCGGUGGUCCGGUCACGAGCCGUGUCUUGCGGCUCUCCGGCGGCGGGCUUGUGGGUGGACAGAACGCCGCGCUCCAGCAGGGCAAGGAAGUGGUGGUGUUUCAUCUUGAGGGCCAGAAUGCGCUCCUGUCGGGGGUCCUUGAAGGAGUACCCGGCACGAUACAUCAUCCAUGCCCAGCUGGGCUUGAUCCAGGUCAUGCGGCCAGGGCGAAAGUCGGGCGAGGCAUUGAGCCUCUGCUCCUUGACAGCAGCGUCGGCGAUGGAGCGCUUGUACGCUUGGUAUACCGUGACGGUGUCGUCGUCGUAGAGGGCGCGGAUCUGGCGAUAUGGCACUUGCGGCGUGGUCAUCGUGGCAGAGGAGCAGUGGCAGUGUGUCUGGUGGGAGUGGUAUUGGCGGGACGCCGGGCCGGACGAUGGAUGGGUUCACCAUUUAUGAAGGCGAUAGGCCAUGGGCCAGAUGAAGGCAGACAGCUCGUGGUGGCGCUGGGCUGAGGCGACGAUGGCGAGCGGCUGGAGCUUCAGGGAGCCUGGGGGAAGCCUCGGGGAGCCUUGGCUUGACGGGCGGUGACUCUUUCGGCGGGCACCGUCUGCUAGCAGGAGCGACCCGACGAGUGACGACCUGAUCAUUGAGUCACAAUGCAGAUCACGAUGGCUUCAGCACGUUGUUUCCCCAGAUGUGUACACUUUGAAUCGCAUAAAAUAUAGGUAUG
Purpureocillium takamizusanense is the source of this 2872-nucleotide messenger RNA. RefSeq lists its product as uncharacterized. The record is from RefSeq and is a predicted model, not a curated record. The transcript has a single exon. NCBI's taxonomy places the organism in Eukaryota, Fungi, Ascomycota, Sordariomycetes, Hypocreales, Ophiocordycipitaceae. Bases 1 to 1854 code for a protein of 617 amino acids.